AUGCCUCGGAACUCAACUGUGAAAAGUGUCGUGAGCGUACCGAAGACCGAAUCAUUUAAAUUUAUCAGCUUGUCUGACAUCGAAGGAACUUUGAUUUUGAAAACCAAAGAAGGAGAUGAAGAGACCGUUUGCUGCAGAGGUGAUUCCGAAUCGAGCCAAGAUUGUCGUAAGAUUCUGAAGGAAUUUUUCGAUGUCCUCGACUCCAAACAAGUUGACCAACUCCGGCUUUUUGGGAUCAAACACCGAAUGUUCAAUUUCUACAGAAGUUACAAAACAGAAUUCGCAGUUGCCUCGAUUUUUUUCGACCAGUCAACAGAUCUUCAAGUGCUUUACGAUAUCAUUCCAAAGUGCUCCAUUUUGAAGCAUGUUACUCUGAAAGGAACCACGAACUAUUCUUGUGAGAAAGGACCACUCCAACGAUUCGUCUGGAAUAACGACGAGGUUGAAGUUGCUCAGCUGUUGAGCACUCCGGAAGAAGAAAAAGAUAGAAAGAAAUCUCCAAUCGGUUGGAAUUGUCUUCCGGACAAGAUAAAGCUGUUGUGCAUCGAUAGAAUGCACUUCAAGACAAGGGCGGAAAAUGGAAAACACGACGCAGAAGCUUCCUUCGACUUGGUUAUCUCUGCUGUUAAGAACAUUCUCCACUUCUGCGAAACUGAAGCGCUUUGCUUGUACCCUGGUGCAAAAGAAGAAGGAAUGAAACAGUUGCAUGAUGAAUUGAAAGGCAUUGUUCCCUUCAAGAUCUCUACAUUUUUCUCGAUUGUGUUGAACCCCGAAAUUCAGUUUUUCUUCAUUGAAAACUGUAAAGUCGAUCCAAACAUGGUGUUUUUGAGAGUCACUAAACAUUUUACUCCGAAGAAAUAUCUUGAUGCUCCGAAGAAGUGGCUAGCAAUGGACGUCGAGAUCGAUAAGAAAGUAGUCAUUGCAGUUCCAGAGCGAUACUUCAAACCAGAAAUGGAAGUCCUGGCAAAAAAAUUGUCCAAAAGAGUCAUUUCUCAAACCGAUGAAUAUAUGCUUAUUCGUACCAACGAUGAAGCGAAACACAUUCUCGUUUUUGAUUACAACGACCAUAACGACGUCAGCUACAUUUGCUUUCGUGUGAUCUCUUCGAAAAUGGAGGAAUCCGAAUACGGUUUGUAUGACAGGCCAUGGCUUGAUGAUUGCGAGGUUAUUGGCGAUUUUGAGCAAUGUGAUGAAGAGGAAGAAUACGAAUACGAUCCAUCUUCCGGAUACUGUUGUUCCUGA
This is a messenger RNA of Caenorhabditis briggsae, 1242 nucleotides long. The transcript has 6 exons. The record is from RefSeq and is a predicted model, not a curated record. Lineage: Eukaryota; Metazoa; Nematoda; Chromadorea; Rhabditida; Rhabditidae. Bases 1 to 1242 code for a protein of 413 amino acids.